Mus pahari (shrew mouse) is the source of this 9414-nucleotide messenger RNA. RefSeq names its product tet methylcytosine dioxygenase 2 (gene Tet2). The record is from RefSeq and is a predicted model, not a curated record. Lineage: Eukaryota; Metazoa; Chordata; Mammalia; Rodentia; Muridae. The transcript has 13 exons. Gene Ontology annotation, biological process: positive regulation of transcription by RNA polymerase II; oxidative demethylation; myeloid cell differentiation. Bases 372 to 6392 code for a protein of 2006 amino acids. Gene Ontology annotation, molecular function: DNA 5-methylcytosine dioxygenase activity. Gene Ontology annotation, cellular component: nucleus.
CCGGCCCCGCCGAGCCUAGAGAACAGACGUCAAACUGCCUUAUGAAUAUUGAUGCGGAGGCGAGGCUGCUUUCGUAGAGGAGCAGAAGGAAGCAAGAUGGCUGCCCUGUAGGAUUUGUUAGAAAGGAGACCCGGCUGCGACGGCGGCGGACUGCGAGGCUGAGGGACCAGAACCAGGCUGGUAAACAUUCAGCAGUUUCCCCUCCCAAGACUCUCCAUGUUCCUUGUUCCUGUUCCGCCACGGUGCUUGGAAGCAGGAGAUGGGCUCGCUCACGGUCAACAGGACAUGAUCCAGGAGGAGCUGUGAGGGACGGCGCUGCUGGUAGGAUUAAUUCAAAGGGCAGCCUUGUGGAUGGCCCCGAAGCAAGCCUGAUGGAACAGGACAGAACCACCCAUGCUGAGGGCACCAGACCGAGUUCAUUCCUGAUUGCAUCACCUUCUCCCAUCGGCCAUACGGAACCCUUGGCUGUCAAACUCCAGAAUGGAAGCCCAUUAGCAGAGAGACCUCAUCCAGAAGUAAAUGGAGACACCAAGUGGCAGUCUUCCCAAAGUUGUUAUGGAAUACCCCACAUGAAAGGCAGCCAGAGCAGUCAUGAGAGUCCACAUGAAGACAGAGGGUAUUCCAGGUGCUUACAGAAUGGAGGGAUAAAACGCACAGUCAGCGAACCAUCUCUCUCUGGGCUCCAUCCAAGCAAGAUAUUGAAACUAGACCAAAAAGCUAAGGGAGAAAGCAAUAUCUUCGGGGAAAGCCAAGAAAGACACCCUGGUAAAAGCAGCAGUCAGCCAAAUGUCUCCGGAAUAAGUGACAGUGGAGAGCCCGUGACCUCCAUCGCCCAGGAAAGUGCAGGUGCAGACACAGAUGCUUUCCCAACAUGGAACUACAAUGGAGUUGAAAUUCAGAUCCCCAAGGAGCAGGAAGGGGAAAAAGGCAGGAGCAUUACAUUACUUAAAAACAAGGUUGUGCUAAUGCCUAAUGGUGCUACAGUUUCUGCCCAUUCUGAGGAGAACACAGGUGGCGAACUCCGGGAAAAAACACAGUGUUAUCCAGAUUGUGUCUCCAUUGUCGUGCAGAGUACCACAUCUCAUAAAAACGCCCCUAGCAGUCGGGCUGCUCUCGAGUCAUCCCACGAGAUCCCUCAACCAUCGCUUACCUCAGCGCAGAUCAAUUUCUCCCUGACCUCAAGCUCGCAGCUGCCUCCAGAGCCAGCUGCAAUGGUGACUAAGGCCUGUGAUGCUGAUAAUGCCAGUAAACCAGCUGGAGUACCGGGUACCUCUCCUUUUCAGAAAGCAGAACAGCAACAAAGGUCAGCUUUGGAGAUAGGCCCAUCUCGUGCAGAAAACAAAACCAUCCAAGGAAGCAUGGAGCUAUUUGCUGAAGAAUACUACCCUAGUUCCGACCGGGAUUUGCAAGCUUCUCACGGCAGCUCUGAACAGUAUUCAAAGCAAAAGGAAACCAAUGGUGCUUACUUCAGGCAAAGCUCAAUGUUCCCUAAAGAUUCCAUCUCUCCCACUCCCGUGACCCCACCAUCACAAACACUUCUUGCUCCCCAUCUUGUUCUUCAGCCUCCUUCAGAAGGAAAAGGCGCUCUGAAUGAUGUAGCUUUGGAAGAACACCAUCACUGCCCCAACCGAAGCAACCUAACUCUUUUAAGGGAAGGGAAAAUAGACCAUCAACCCAAGACGUCAUCUAGCCAGAGUCUGAAUCCAUCUGUACAUACAACCAACCCCCCCUUGAUGCUUUCAGAACAGCAUCAGAAUGAUUGUGUCUCACCGUGCCCUGAAAAAUCAAGAAAAAUGUCAGAUUAUCUCAUGUAUUACCUGCCAAAUCAUGGCCACGGUGGAGGUUUACAAGAACGUAGCCAAUAUGUGAUGGGGCACAGGGAGCAAGAGAUUCCGAAGGAUGCAAACGGGAAACAGACGCAAGGCUCUGUACAGGCAGCCCCUGGCUGGAUAGAACUGAAGCCCUCGAAUUUGCAUGAAGCACUCCAUCAGACAAAAUGCAAGGAUAUAUCCUUGCACUCAGUCCUCCACUCUCAGACCAGCCCUGCCAAUCAGAGGAGCUCCAAACAGUCCACUGGCAAUUUCAACAUGCCAGGAGGAUUCCAAAGGCUACCUUACAUCCAGAAAACAGUUCAGCCAGAACAGAAGGCACAAAUGUACCAAGUGCAAAUGAAUCAAGGACCCUCUCCAGGGAUGGGGGACCAACAUCUUCAGUUCCAGAAAACUUCAUACCAGGAGUGCAUCCCCAGGACAGAUCUGUCACCUGAGGCUCACCUGCACGCACUGCGUGUUCCUCAGUAUCAUUUCCAGCAAAGAGUAAAUCCUUCCACUGAUAAGCAUUUGAGUCAACAGGCCACAGAGACUCAACAAUUAUCAGGCUUUUUACAACACACUCCUCACAAGCAGGCAGCACAAACACAAGCAUCCCAGAACUCAAAUUUCCCUCCUCAAAUCUGGCAGCAGCAGCAGCAGCAGCAGCAGCAGCAGUUACAGAAGAAGAAUAAAGAACACACGCCUCAGACUUUCCCUCAUCUCCAAGGUAGCAAUGAUAAGCAAAGAGAAGGCUCAUGCUUUGGCCAGAUGAAAGUGGAAGAAAGCUUUUGUGGCGAAAAUCAGUAUUCCAAAUCAAGUAAUUUCCAAACUCACAAUACCCAGGGGGGGUUGGAACAAGUACAGAAUAUAAAUAAAAAUUUUCCCUAUUUGAAAAUCUUAACACCAAAUUCAAGCAACUUACAGAUUCUCUGUUCAAAUGACAUACACCCGGCUUCUGAGCGAGAACAAGUUCGACAUCCUGUAGGAAAUAAGGCCCCAAACCUGCAGAACAUGCAGUGUUUCCCGAAUAAUGUGACUCCAAAUCAGGACAUUCAUCACAGGUGCUUUCAGGAACAAGCGCAGAUGCCUCAGCAAGCUUUACAGGGGCUUAAAGACAGAAGCCAGGGUGAGUCUCCAGCUCCACCAGCUGAGGCAGCUCACCAGAGGUAUUUGGUGCAUAAUCAAGCAAAGGCACUCCCUGUGCCUGAGCAAGGAGGAAGUCACACACAGACCCCUCCUCAGAAGGACACUCAGAAGCAUGCUGCCUUAAGGUGGCUUCUCUUACAGAAGCAAGAACAGCAGCAAAUACAACAAUCCCAGUCUGGUCAUAACCAGAUGCAUAGGCCAAUCAAGAUUGAGCCUGGAUCCAAACCUUCUUCCUCUAAAUGCCCCUUGUCACCGCCACAAGAGAAUAUGUCUAGAAGGAUAAAGCAAGAGAUGCCCUCUCUAAGCUGUGACAACGGGCAGCCAAAGAGCAUCAUUGAGACUAUGGAGCAGCACCUGAAGCAAUUUCAGCUCAAGUCACUCUGUGACUAUAAGGCUCUGACUCUAAAGUCACAGAAACAUGUGAAAGUGCAAACAAAUAUCUAUGCUGCAGAAUCAGAGAACCACAUCCAAGCUGCAGAGCCUCAGGCAACCAAGAGAACAGCUUGUUCUGUUCUCAACGAUGUUUCAGAAUCAGAUACUCCUGGUGUACAGAAUCAGAAUAACGGAUGUCAAGGAUGCAAUCCAGUCCAGGCACCCUCCACGAGUACGGUCCCACAAAACUCCACACAGCUCCAGGCCUCCCCACUCCCUGAGGAAUCAAGGGCUCAGAAGGCAGCCAAGCAAGACAAAGAUGAAGCUCCUUAUUAUACCCAUCUAGGAGCUGGUCCUGAUGUGGCAGCUAUUAGAACACUCAUGGAAGAAAGGUAUGGAGAGAAGGGAAAAGCUAUUAGGAUUGAAAAAGUCAUAUAUACUGGUAAAGAAGGCAAGAGCUCUCAGGGAUGUCCUAUUGCUAAAUGGGUAUAUCGGCGAUCGAGUGAGGAGGAGAAACUACUGUGUUUGGUACGAGUGCGACCUAACCACACUUGUGAGACUGCGGUGAUGGUAAUUGCUAUCAUGUUGUGGGACGGAAUCCCCAAGCUUCUCGCGUCAGAACUCUACUCAGAACUUACAGAUAUCCUGGGUAAAUGUGGCGUAUGCACCAAUCGUCGCUGUUCUCAGAAUGAAACGAAGAGAAUGCCAUCACCACCCAGUAGAAACUGUUGUUGUCAGGGUGAGAAUCCAGAAACCUGUGGUGCCUCCUUUUCUUUUGGCUGUUCUUGGAGCAUGUACUAUAAUGGAUGUAAGUUUGCCAGAAGCAAGAAACCAAGGAAAUUUAGGCUACAUGGAGACGAGCCAAAAGAGGAAGAGAGACUAGGUUCUCAUUUGCAAAACCUGGCUACUGUCAUUGCUCCAAUAUACAAGAAGCUUGCACCCGAUGCAUACAGUAAUCAGGUUGAAUUUGAACACCAAGCUCCAGACUGCUGUUUGGGUCUGAAGGAAGGCCGGCCAUUCUCAGGGGUCACUGCAUGUUUGGACUUUUCUGCUCAUGCCCACAGAGACCAGCAGAACAUGCCAAAUGGCAGCACAGUGGUGGUCACCCUCAAUAGAGAAGACAAUCGAGAAGUUGGAGCUAAGCCCGAGGAUGAGCAGUUCCAUGUGCUGCCUUUGUACAUCAUCGCCCCUGAGGAUGAGUUUGGGAGUAUGGAAGGUCAGGAGGAGAAGAUACGGACGGGGUCCAUUGAGGUUCUGCAGUCUUUUCGGAGGAAAAGAGUCAUAAGAAUAGGAAAGGUGUCCACGAGUUGCAAGAAGAAAGCAGAGACCAAGAAAACAGUGACCAAGAAAGCAGCAACCAAGAAAGCAGCUCGAAAGCUUUCUUCCCUGGAGAACUGCUCUAGUAGGAAUGAAAAGAGAGAGUCUUCUUCACAUACAGAGCCGAUGGAAAAUGCAAGCCACAUGAAACAGAUGACAGCACAACCGCAGCUUUCAGGCCCAGUCAUCCGGCAGCCACCAACACUCCAGAGACACCUUCAGCAAGGGCAGAGGCCACAGCAAACGCAGCCAACACUUCAGCCGCAGCCGACACCUCAGCCGCAACUGCAGCCGCAGCCACAGCUGACACCUCAGCCGCAGCCACAGCUGACACCUCAGCCGAAGUCACAGCUGACACCUCAGCAGCAGCAGCCGCUGCAGCCGCAGCUGACACCUCAGCCACAGCCGCAGCCGCAGCCACAGCCGCAGCAUAUCAUGCCUGGUAACUCUCAGUCCCUUGGUUCUCAUUCUUCUGAAUCUACCAGUGUCUGCAUGAGACAGCCUACUUCACACACUCCUUAUCCCAGCUCAGCACACACCUCGGAUAUUUAUGGAGAUGCCAACCAUGUGAACUUUUACCCCACUUCAUCUCAUGCCUCGGGUUCAUAUUUGAAUCCUUCUAAUUACAUGAACCCCUACCUUGGGCUUUUGAAUCAGAACAACCAAUAUGCCCCUUUUCCAUACAAUGGGAGUGUGUCAGUGGACAAUGGUUCCCCUUUCUUAAGUUCUUAUUCCCCACAGACUCAGUCCAGGGGUCUGCAUAGAUAUCCAAACCAGGACCAUCUCACCAAUCAGAACUUACCACCCAUCCACACACUUCACCAACAGAGGUUUGGGGACAGUCCCUCUAAGUACUUAAGUUAUGGAAACCAAAAUACGCAGAGAGAUGCCUUCACUAACUCUACCCUAAAACCAAAUGUGCACCACCUAGCAACGUUCUGUCCUUACCCCACCGCCAAGAUGGAUGGUCAUUUCAUAGGAGCUGCCUCCAGAUCACCAUACAGCCACCCACACACUGACUACAAAACCAGUGAGCAUCCCCUACAUUCUCACACGAUCUACAGCUACCCGGCAGCAGCUUCGGGCUCAGUGAGUAGUUCCAGUCAUGCCUUCCACAACAAGGAGAAUGACAACACAGCCAAUGGGCUAUCAAGAGUGCUUCCAGGGUUUAAUCAUGAUAGAACUGCUUCUGCUCAAGAACUAUUAUACAGUCUAACUGGCAACGGUCAGGAGAAACAGCCUGAGGUGUCAGGCCAGGAUGCAGCUGCUGUGAAGGAAAUUGAGUAUUGGUCAGAUAGUGAGCACAACUUUCAGGAUCCUUGCAUUGGAGGGGUGGCUAUAGCUCCAACUCAUGGGUCAAUUCUCAUUGAGUGUGCAAAAUGUGAGGUUCAUGCCACAACCAAAGUAAAUGAUCCCGACCGGAAUCACCCCACCAGGAUCUCACUUGUACUGUAUAGGCAUAAAAACUUAUUUCUGCCAAAACACUGCUUGGCUCUCUGGGAAGCCAAAAUGGCUGAAAAGGCCCGGAAAGAGAAAGAGUGUGGAAAAAAUGGGUCAGACCACGUGUCUCGGAAAAAUCAUGGCAAACAGGUAAAGCGUGAGCCCACAGGGCCACAGGAACCCAGUUACCUGCGCUUCAUCCAGUCUCUUGCUGAGAACACAGGGUCUGUGACUACAGACUCUACUGUGACUACAUCACCAUAUGCUUUCACUCAGGUCACAGGGCCUUACAACACAUUUGUAUGAUGCUGGCCAUUAGGCCAGACCACCAAGGGCAACCUGUGAGCAGUAUGUCUUUCAUGGCAUGGGCUGUAGGGACAGGUCACAGUAUCUGUGAUAAAUGCAGUGUGUGUUUGUGUGUAUGUUUAUUGUGUGUGUGUCGGGGGGGGGUUGUCAGCUCACCAGCAAAAUAGUUUAUUUUACCAUUCUACUGGAUCUCUCCCGUGGUCCGUGGUGGCAUUCAGGAAGAGUGAAGCAUCCUAUGCAAAGGGACAGUGGGAAGGAAGCGCUGGACAUUUGUUUUGAAAACCACUGGUUCUCUUAUUGGCUGAGGUCAUGCGUGUGACAUGCCCCUCACCACUCUAUACGUGACUGCUUCUAGUACUAAGUGUGUGUAAUCAUGGGACACAGUACUGUAGUAGAACAGUUGCAGGAAUCAUCUGGUGCUGAUGUAUGAUGUACUGAAAUACUGGAACUAUGACUUUUUAACAUGCAGUUUUUUUUUUACUGUAAUCUUAAUAACUUAUUUAUCAAAGUAGCUACAGAAAGCUUAAGUGAAUAAUGGCAAAACACUGAAUUUGUUUGGGUGUUAACAUUAAAUGGUGCUACAAAUGGUGUUUUUAAUAGCUGAAAAAUCGAUGCCUUCUAUCAUCCAGCCAGUGUAGUCUAGGGCCCUUGAGGAACUGGGGUACCUUUAAUUUUACAUUUCUAUCUAUCUUAAUUAUUCAGCUUAGUUUUUAAAGUGUGGACAUUUCAAAGGCCUCUGAUGUUAUCCACCGAUGUCCUUGUAGGACUAUAAUGUAUACAUAUGCACACUUACACAUGUGUAGUGAAAUAUUUUAAGUUGUGUCUUAGAAAAGCACUUUGCCUACCUAAGCUUUGGCAACUUGGGCAAUGCUAAGGUACUAAAACAUAAAAACAAAACAAAACAAAAAUAGUUUACUUUCAUUUAGGAUUAAGAGUGUCUUUGUGUUUGUUUUUUUAAGGAAACCUUUGCUUUGCUCUUAGCCACUAUCAGCUGAUAAGCAGUGUCAGGCCUGUUAUAAUCCAACCCGGAGCUGAAUGGAUAUGCUAGUCCACAAAAAACAAAUAACAGUUUUUGGUGCUCACCUUACGUACUAUCCUGUAAAACGGAGGUAGGGCAAGCUCAUCCUUCCUCCUGCAUAUACAGCUUAAGAACAUCUGUUAACUGCAGGUGAUAAUUAGCCGCAUGCUGCAGGCAGAGCAAAGUUUGCCCACUUAUGUCCAUGUUGUUCCCCCACAAGAACCUGUACGUUCUUCUGGACAGCAGGCUGCCUUUGUGUUCAUUACGUGCUUUGUGGUGUCAUUUCUUAGCUAAGUGUUAUACAUACCAGGAAGAUUGAGUGGACUGAAACCCGCAGAAAAUGAGAAGACAUGGUUAAGUCCAUAGGACUACUGGCUACAGAGCAACCAACAGAAACCGAAAGAGAAUAGGCAGCUGGUUUGUGGUGAUUUUAAACAUUAAUUUGUAUUAAAAGGUAAAAAAGAGUUGUAUAGUAAAUUAAAUUGUAAAACAAAACCUUUUUUAAUGCAAUGCUUUAGUAUUUUAGUACUGUAAAAAAUUAAAUAUAUACAUAUGUGUAUAUAUAUAUUAUAUAUAUAUAAUAUAUGAGAUUGAAGAAAAAUUCACAUCAUGAUGGUGCUACCCAGAUUGCUCCACAUAGAUCUUAAUGUGAGCUAAGAAUCCAUUCAGAGUUGGAGUAGUGUCCCUUCUUGUCAUACCUCAACACUAGCUAGGCAAUGGGAUACUGAGCUAACAGUGGAGGCUUAGAGCAUUGUAGACCACCAUUUUUUUUUAAAUCUUUGUAUUAAGACAUACCAUUUUUAAAUACUUGAUUUCUUAGCAAGUAUAACUUGAAUCUCAAACUUUUUGUUCUAAAAAUUCAGGGAUAUUUCAGCUCAUUCUCCUUAUGCCAACAUGUCAUCUGUUUAUGUAAAGAUGUCGGUUGAUAUAUUCUCUUUCAGGGGAUUGGAAUCCCUCAUAUUUUGCUUGUACAUGUACUGAUAACUAAAAGCUAAUCUUAUAAAUUUUGUCACCUUUCAAAUGUAAGUUUUGGACAGUUGGAGUUCAGCAGAGUAAAAAGUCUAAAAUAGGAAGCCUUGAGCUGGCAAAGGGGGGUAAACAUCAUCCCCAGUAAUGGCUUCUGAUCUAGUGACAAGGACAGCGUUGGACUGCAGCUCUACAGUCCUAGAAGCUGGUGGUGUGUGUGCAAUAGGACUCUUGUUACAUUGUGGCCUAAAUACAGUGUUACUCACUAGCUUUGCAAAUAGCUUUGCAUCAGUGGAGACCUUUGUAAUUUAUCAUCGGUCACAUUUGUCACUAAAAUCUUUCAGAAUGUCUGCCUUGCACAUAAAACCACAAGGUUAACGGUUUCCACACCAUGAUGUUGAGUCCACAUCAGAUUCCUGCAGGUGUGCUUGGCAAGGUUUUUUUGUUUGUUUGUUUGUUUUGUUUUUUUUUUUUUGAGCCAGCCAUCCCAAAGGAAUAUUUGCUUUACAUGUCACCCACUGUCAUUUGUCAAACUGCUGGCCAACAGGAGCAGUUAAGUGUGGUUUGAGAGGAUGGGUGGUGUAGGAAGGAAGGCAGUGACAUCCCACCUCUGUCCAUUAGAUCAAGUGGGAGGCAGAUCUGUGAUUUGCUUCUGUAGGAACAACUUGACUACAUAGCCAUACUUAUUGAUACAAGUGCUUCUGCUUGGUGUCAACAUUACUUGAAUGAAUUUUUCAUCUUGAUAGGCGCACAGUGAUGUAUAGUUCACUUUACAAGGUAGUGUGGUUAACUUGUUAGGGAAUUUUUUUGCAGUUUGACACUAAGAUAAUGAACUUCUGUGUGCAUUUUUCUAUGCUUUAUUUUUUUAAUGUAGCUUACUUCAUGAGAUGUUGGCUUUGUUUAUACAAUCUGAGGGUGGUUAUAAAUACUGUAAGUAUUGUAAUGUUAUGAAUGCAGUUUAUUUUAAAGCUGUUUAUUAUAUCAUUCCUGAUAACGCCAUGUGAGUGUUUUUAAUAAAAUUUAUAUUUAUUUAAUGCA